Colletotrichum truncatum is the source of this 882-nucleotide messenger RNA. RefSeq lists its product as uncharacterized. The record is from RefSeq and is a predicted model, not a curated record. Lineage: Eukaryota; Fungi; Ascomycota; Sordariomycetes; Glomerellales; Glomerellaceae.
AUGGAGAAUGGCAACCAGUAUCCCACCCAGCGACCAGCUGGUCGCGAGCACAUCCCUAUCUAUCCCAAGGGAUUCAUAGCCCUCAGAAUUGUUCAACUUGUACUCGCAGUAAUGACGCUCGCUCUCUGCGCCUUUGGUGCCUAUGUCUUGCCUACUUCAGGCAAUUGUCUAAUGCUCUUUGUUUCAGUAGCAACUUUGUUCGUCACGGUCUGGCUAAUCGUUUCCGAAUACUCGAUGCCCAAGGCUUAUAACUAUUGGGCGGUAUUGGGUUUGGAAAUAUUCCUUGUGGUCUUCUGGCUCUGCGCUUUUGCCCUAUUGGCAUCAGAGGCGGCCUACAUCUUUGCUCGGUGCACUUAUUAUUCUUGCUAUGAUUGGGCAACAACUCUUUCCGCUUGCAUGUCGGCUGCGGCCGGCGUUGGUGGCCUUCAAUUCGCUCUCUUCAUCACAUCUCUAUCGAUUCACGGUGUUAUGCUCCACCGUCAUCGCAAGGCUGGCCUGCACUGCAACCCCGUCUCCUCCGGCAUUGCUCCUGUUGUUUCCAGCCAGGUUCACCACGAGAAGAACAACACCACCGUCAACGCUGCCGCCUACCAACCUGUUCACCAAGGCCAGGCUGCGCCACCCUAUGUGCAACAGCAGCAGCAACAACAGCAGCCUAUCCAUCAGCAGCAGAUGUACGCCCCGACACCAGCCCAACAAAUGCAGCCUCAACAACAACAGCCGCAGCAGCAGCCGCAGCAGUUCCACCCGCAGCCGUCUCCCACGCCUCUGAGCGCUCAGCACACCGGGGGCUCAUUUGCCCAGAUGCCACCGCAGCAGACGAACGUGCCACCCAUGCCAAAUGCUCAUGAGGUACCAGGCAACCAUUACCACCCUCAAUAA